Messenger RNA from Coprinopsis cinerea okayama7#130, 2064 nucleotides. Its product is annotated as membrane protein. Gene Ontology annotation, molecular function: transmembrane transporter activity. NCBI's taxonomy places the organism in Eukaryota, Fungi, Basidiomycota, Agaricomycetes, Agaricales, Psathyrellaceae. The transcript has 9 exons. The record is from RefSeq and is a predicted model, not a curated record. Gene Ontology annotation, biological process: transmembrane transport. The coding region runs from base 1 to 2064 and encodes 687 amino acids.
AUGCACACGAAAUUGAACGUUUUCUGCCUCGGUACCAAGUCAGAGUCGAGUUCCAUGUCCCGAGAGAUUGAUCCUUGGACGUACCUGCAGGACGACGUUCCCAUCCUGGAACCACAAAUCUUCGCAACGGGUAACUUGAGGGCGACUAGCAGUGGCACCCGUUCUGUCGCCUUGAUUAUCAUCCUCCGUCCUUUUCCUCUUGGCGGUGUGAGAGCUUUGUCCUGUGGUCAUUGUAUCAAUAAAGGAGGUCUACGCGCAGGCGAGAGAAAUUUGAUGCUGGGGCAUCCGUGGGAACCUCUCCUGGGGCCCUCGAUUGAUGUUUCGCGAAGGUCGUCACACAACCCUGACCAACGCCUCGCCUACACCAUGUUCCUCCCACGAUCCUUCAAGCUUCAACUUGGAACGUAUUCGCCUCCCUCUUCGAUGGUUCCAUCGCGGUCUAAACGACCGGAACAGUACCCGGAGCUCGUAAUCUUGAGCACAUCCAGGACGCCAACGACAAUUUCGACCGCGACGGCCCCAGCCACCGAAGAUGUUGACGAAGACACUCAAACCGAAAAGCCCCAACCUUUAUCUAGAGAUUUUGGCAUAAUCCCUAUACCACGAAGGCUCCGUUACAAUCCCGAUAUCCCGUUCAAGUUUGGCCUUGGUUUGAAUAUCGCGUUUGGGUUUGCGAGCACGUUCGCCACUGUUGAGUAUGGGUCACCAUCGCUCCGGAGUAUCAGCCAGCAACUCAAUCUUCAUCUAGUCCAAUUCUCUCACUCCUUCCGGGUGACGUAUGGAGAGGUUUCUCGAUACGCCUGCGGCCUACUCCUCAUCGCCCCGCUGGGAGACCUUGUCCGACGACGACAACUCAUGCUGACGAUUGUCACGCUCUCUACAUCACUAACGAUAGGAUUGGCCGUUACAAAUAGUUUCCACGUCUUUCAAGCCCUUAAUUUCCUCGUCGGCAUCGUCUCUGUCACACCGCAGGUCCUCCUCCCACUGGCCGCAGAUCUCGCUCCGCCAGAGCGCCGAGCGUCAGCUAUCUCUGUAGUCUUAUCUGGGCUCCUGUUCGGUAUCUUGAUGGCCCGAGUGCUUGCUGGUAUCAUCGCCGAGUUUGCCUCCUGGAGAGUGGUCUAUUACUUUGCCAUAAGCGUGCAAUCAGCCGUGCUCCUCGGAUGCUACCUCAUGUUGCCGGAUUACCCGUCCAAGAACAAGGACCUGACUUACUUCGAAAUCCUCGGAACUAUGGGAAAGUUUGCCGUCACGGAACCCAUCCUCAUCCAAGCCACCCUCGUCAACAUGGCUUCCAGCGCCUGCUUCACCAACUUUUGGGUCACGCUCACCUUUUUGCUUGGUGGACCUCCUUACAACUACUCGACUCUAGUCAUUGGCCUUUUUGGUCUCAUCGGCAUGGCCGGAGUCGCGUUUGGACCUGUUGUGGGCUACGUUAUCGACAGACUCGUGCCCUGGUACGCAUCGCUGUUUAGCGUGUUCAUGUCGCUCUUGUUCCAAGGCAUCCAGACUGGUGCAGGAGGUAUCAAUGUCGGCGCCGUGAUUGUGACUGCUUUUGGCCUCGAUGUCUUCCGCCAGAUGUUACAAGUAUCCUUGACCACCGCCGCAUUUUCAUUGAAUGCGGUUUUGAUUCUUGGGAUCUUCGUCGGACAAGUUAUGGGAACAUCAGUUGGAACACACCUAUUCGUCACCUACGGCUGGAGAUCUGCUGCGUAUCUGAACCUUGGUUGGAUGGGUUUACAAAUAUUCCUAUUGCUCAUCCGCGGGCCUCACUGCAAGCGAUACACCUGGUUUGGUCAUGAAGGAGGGUUGAGUUGGAGGAAGACCCAAGAUGCGAAGGAAAGGACGUCGCUGGAGGAUGAAGAGGUGAAGAAGCGGCAAGAGCAGGGCGUUGAACUCGAGACUCGACCACCGAUUCCUCCGGAAUUAAUGUCUGGAGAUCAGACUCGGAGUCGCACCGUUUCCUCCAUCAUUGCGAAGGAGAGAGAUGACUCUGCUCAGACGUUGGUGCAGAUUCUGGGUACGGGUGGGGAAGGAGAGGAAGAUGCGGGGAAAAAGAAAGAAUAG